This is a messenger RNA of Olea europaea var. sylvestris, 2791 nucleotides long. Its product is annotated as receptor-like kinase TMK4. Gene Ontology annotation, molecular function: protein binding; protein kinase activity; ATP binding. The transcript has 2 exons. Gene Ontology annotation, biological process: protein phosphorylation. The record is from RefSeq and is a predicted model, not a curated record. Lineage: Eukaryota; Viridiplantae; Streptophyta; Magnoliopsida; Lamiales; Oleaceae. Bases 1 to 2703 code for a protein of 900 amino acids.
AUGAACGGAAACAGAUACAAAUCCACCAUAAUCCUUUAUGACACCCUCAUUUCUAUAAUCACAAUCACGGCUUUCCUCCACUAUGUCUCCGCCGACGACGCCACCAUUAUGGCCGCGCUGGCUAAAUCUCUCUCCUCUCAUCCUUCUGGUUGGGUCGGCCCCAAGCCCUGCAAAUGGCAAGGCGUCGAUUGUGAUUCCUCAGGGAAAAUCAGCUCCAUUAGUCUCCCUUCCAUGUCUCUCACAGGACAAAUUCCAUCAAAUUUGAACCAGCUUUCUAAUCUCAAAUCCCUUCAUCUCCAAAACAACUUCCUUUCGGGCCCCUUGCCGUCUUUGUCCAACCUCGCUUCCCUCCAAGACGUCAAUCUUGAUGGCAAUAAUUUCAGUUCUGUCCCUCGUGAUUUUCUGUCAGGAUUAACAAGUUUACAAACAUUCAGCAUUAAUAAUAACUCAAAUCUCCCUCCCUGGAUAAUCCCUGAAACCCUUAAGGAUUCAACAUCCCUUGUUAGUUUUAAUGCAGGGAAGGCUAAUCUUGUAGGCCAAAUUCCGGAUAUUUUUGGAUCCUUCCCAAGUUUACAGAACCUGAGGCUUUCAUAUAAUAACCUGACAGGAUCUUUGCCUCUUUCGUUUUCCAAUUCCGGGAUUCAGAAUCUAUUGCUCAACAAUCAGAUGAUGGGACUUUCAGGUACAAUAGAUGUCCUCCGGACGAUGUCACAGUUGACAGAGGUUUGGCUUCAUGUCAACAAGUUUUCAGGUCCAAUUCCAGACCUUUCUUCGUGUAGAGAAUUGUAUGAUAUUCAGCUUCGGGAUAAUUUUCUCACCGGUGUGAUUCCUGAAUCUUUUACAAAGCUUCCCAAGCUCAAAACUGCCAUGUUGCAGAACAACGUAUUUCAGGGUCCACAACCUGGUUUUUCAAAUGGUGUCCAGGUGAAUCUUGGAACUUCUAACAAUUUCUGUAAUCCUAGUCCCGGCCCAUGUGAUCCACAGGUGACUACUUUGCUUGAGGUUGCUGGGGCAUUGGAUUAUCCAAUGGUAUUGGCUCAAUCUUGGAAAGGGAAUAAUCCUUGUCAGAAUUGGAUACAUAUUUCCUGUGAUGUGAAGGGGAGUGUAACUGUUAUCAAUUUUGCGAAGCAGAAUUGGUUUGGGACCAUAUCACCUGCCAUUUCCAAUCUCACUGAAAUCAAAACUAUCCUUUUGAACGACAACAACCUUACCAGUACCAUACCAGAUAGCUUGACCAGUUUGAAGCAGCUCCAGCUUCUUGAUGUCUCCAACAACAAUCUUUCUGGCAAAAUCCCAAAAUUUUCUUCAGGUGUUACACUGAAAACAACUGGAAAUACGUACAUUGGUAUAGAUUUGCCCCCUAAUUCCCCUCCUGGAAGUACAUCUAAAGGAGCAAAUAAUCAGUCUCGUGCGAAAAAUGGGACUAAUUCUUCUCUCUCAGCAUGGGUGAUUGUCGUCUCUGUUGUUGCUGCCAUUUUAGUGGUUCUUGCCUUGUGCUAUGCCAAAAAGCGCAGUGCAAAGUACAAAUGGGUUAAUGGAAGUGAACUUGGAAAUAGCGAAAAGGAGAAUGAGGCUAGGAAAAAUGUAAAAAGCACAAGUACAAGCGAGACUCCCAUUCGAAGUAGCAGUGAAAAGAUCGAUUAUCAUGUGUAUGAUGGUGGGAAUAUUAUGAUCCCAAUCGAAGUUCUUCGAGAAGUUACAAAUAGCUUCAGUGAAAACAACAUUUUGGGUAGGGGCGGAUUUGGGGUUGUUUAUCGAGGACAACUCCAUGAUGGGACACGAAUAGCAGUUAAAAGGAUGGAAUCAAAUAUUUUAAGCAAUAAGGGGAUGAACGAAUUCAAGGCUGAAAUCGAAGUGCUUACAAAGGUAAGACACAGAAAUCUUGUUGCGCUUCAUGGAUUUUGUGACAACGGGAAUGAAAGACUUUUGGUCUACGAGUACAUGCCACAAGGGUCAUUAGGGCAGCAUUUGUUCCACUGGGACGAGUCGGGGCUUAUGCCUCUCACUUGGAACCAAAGAGUGACAAUAGCACUAGAUGUUGCCAGAGGAGUCGAAUAUCUACACAGCUUAGCGCAGCAGAGUUUCAUUCAUCGAGAUUUGAAACCUACGAACAUUCUUCUGGGAGACGACAUGAGGGCUAAGGUUUCUGAUUUCGGUUUGGUGAGGAGCGCUCCGGAUGGAAAGUACUCAGUUGAGACUCGGUUAGCAGGAACCUUUGGAUAUCUUGCACCAGAAUAUGCUGCCACAGGAAGAGUGACAACAAAAGUUGAUGUCUUUGCCUUUGCGGUGGUUUUGAUGGAAAUAAUCACCGGACGUAAAGCUUUAGAGGACUCAUUACCUGAUGACCAAACCCAUCUAGUCCCCUGGUUCCGAAGGCUAAUCCAAUACAAAGACAGUGUAAGAGCCUCCCUCGACCCGACCCUACAGACAGACGAAGAAACCUUCUCAAGUAUUUGGAAAGUAGCAGAACUGGCCGGAUACUGCACAGCCCGGGAAGCACAACAGAGGCCGGACAUGAGCCACGUCGUGAAUGCCUUGUCUCCAUUGGUUGACCACUGGAAACCGACCCUGGAAGAGGAGGAAAGUUUUGGCGUUGAUUUUAACAUGAGCCUCCCUCAAGCGUUGCAGAAAUGGAAAGCUAAUGAAGACACUCCUUCUUCUUCUUCCAUGUUCACUAGUGAUUUCUAUAAUAGUAGCAAUUAGAGAUGCAUUCCUCUAUUUCUGAAAAUAUGCUUUUCUUAAAUACGUGUAAUUAAUACUUGAUUUUCAAUUCUUUUCUGCAAGCAAUUUA